AAAAGAGACACGACACAACUGGAGGAGGGGCGCUACAAUUUUCAAGAAGUCGGGCCCCUCCCAAAUGAGCCACCCUUCCCCAACUCCGUUCUUCGGGGCAACUGGCCAGCCACGCGCUCUCUGGUCCCACCCACGUGGACCUUUGCCAAGGGCAGGGCUGGGUGAGCCUGGUGCGAUGUGGAUGAGCUAAACUGGGGAAUUUUGUGUGUUUUUUUAAUCCAAGGAGGGGGUGAAGAGAGGAAACUUCAGGAGCAACAAGAGCAGCAGGAAGCUGCCUCCGUCCUAGACCCUCCAUCAGCACCUCCAGCUUCCAGCUGCCAAGAUGAGUUUCCUUCUCUUCGCUGUCACUGCCCUCCACGUCCUCAUUCUCAUCUUACUCUUCGUCGCCACGUUGGACAAGUCUUGGUGGGUCCUGCCCGACAAGGAAACCGUGAACAUCUGGUAUGAGUGCACACUUAAUAACCACACCAACACCUGGGCCUGCAAAACAGUCUCUGACAGUGCAUGGCUUCAGGCAGUCCAAGCCUUCAUGGUUUUAAGUCUUCUCUUCUCCAGCUUAGCCUUCAUUAUCUUCAUGUGCCAACUCUACACCAUGAAGCGGGGAAGCCUGUUCUACGCCACUGGGAUCUUCCAGAUACUUACAUCUAUCUCCGUGUUCACAGCUGCCGUGAUCUACACCACCCACGUGGAACAGUUCCAGGUUGGCCGACCACUGGGUGGGUCUUUUGGUUACUGUUUUGUGCUGGCGUGGCUGUCCUUUCCUUUGGCUCUUAUCAGUGGAAUCAUUUACAUCCACCUUCGGAAAAAGGAGUGACCAUCAACUGGAUGAUCUCUCCCAUUUGCCUUGGAAGGAGCCCUGUUCUCCUCUGAAUUUAGCUAUGUAUUAACUCUUUGCAGUUUUCAAAGGCAGUUAUGGUACAAAAUCCUAUGCGAUACAUGGAUUGGUCCGCUGGGGUCCUGCAUUGUGAGUGUAUCACCCCUUGUUUGCAUGUUAUCAGGUAUUUCCACAUAAUACAGCAAGUUAAAGGGGUGUCAUCUUGCAGUUGGCAUUUCCCAGGGCUCUUCUAUUUUUCAGAUUUGGCAAAAAUGGAAAUACACAUUAAAACUCAAACUUGCAAACAUUUCUAGCAUUCUUUUUUCCUUUUAAUCCCCAUUUUUAAAAAUGGAGGGUUGAAUAUGUUUCUUGUGGGGUUUUU
Podarcis raffonei (Aeolian wall lizard) is the source of this 1196-nucleotide messenger RNA. RefSeq names its product epithelial membrane protein 3 (gene EMP3). The record is from RefSeq and is a predicted model, not a curated record. The transcript is spliced from 5 exons. The coding region runs from base 323 to 814 and encodes 163 amino acids. NCBI's taxonomy places the organism in Eukaryota, Metazoa, Chordata, Lepidosauria, Squamata, Lacertidae. Gene Ontology annotation, cellular component: plasma membrane.